AUGAUGGACAACAGUAUAGAAACAGACCUAGAAAUGGUACAUCAAGAUAUGUUUAAUAACGACACUGUCACGCCUGAGUUGGAGGGAAUUUGGCGCCGAAACAGCGACCCGAACGAAAUGGAAGCUUUAAUUCAGCUGCUUAAGACUGAGCUGGUCGAGAGCGAGGGAGAGAGCCUAUCAAUCAACAGCUGUAUUCACACAGAUCAGGUGUCCUAUCUGAAUUCCGACCAAACAAACGAUGAUCUUCUAGAUAAGAUAUUCGGACUAGAGUCGCAGACAAAUGAAUGCGUGUUUCUGGAUGAGGUCGAGGAAGGGCAGCAGGCUCUGUUAUGGGAAUUCGACUGUAGCGUGUUUGAAAGGAAAAUUAUGGUGGAUGACAAUAGUAACUAUGAAUCCUCUGCAGACAGCACGUUUCAAGACAAAGCCCUGAUUUGGAAAGAUGAAUGAA
Molecule: messenger RNA, 448 nt
Organism: Saccostrea cuccullata (small rock oyster)
Lineage: Eukaryota; Metazoa; Mollusca; Bivalvia; Ostreida; Ostreidae
Exons: 2
Coding region: 1-447 (148 amino acids)
Source: RefSeq, a predicted model, not a curated record